This is a messenger RNA of Ricinus communis (castor bean), 1862 nucleotides long. RefSeq names its product iridoid oxidase. The transcript is spliced from 2 exons. Bases 101 to 1648 code for a protein of 515 amino acids. Gene Ontology annotation, molecular function: heme binding; oxidoreductase activity, acting on paired donors, with incorporation or reduction of molecular oxygen; iron ion binding. Lineage: Eukaryota; Viridiplantae; Streptophyta; Magnoliopsida; Malpighiales; Euphorbiaceae. The record is from RefSeq and is a predicted model, not a curated record.
UUAUGUAUAUAGGCAAGGAAGCUCAAGCACAGCGAACAACAAAGCAUAAACACAAGAGGAAAAAUUAAAAAAUAGAUUAAAAAAAAAAAGAAGAAAGGAAAUGGCGUUGAGCUAUAGCAAUUAUUCUCUUGCAUGGUUCACUCUUCUCUUCUCUGUAACCAUUGUUGUGCUGCUGAAAAAGAGACGCCCAAGACAUGACGCCAAGCAAAGGCCACCUGGUCCUCCAGCUUGGCCUAUCAUUGGCAAUAUAUUCGAUCUUGGUGCAAAUCCACACCAAAAUUUAUACAAACUCGGAUUCAAGUACGGGCCUGUACUUUGGUUAAGACUUGGGUACAUUAACACUAUGGUGAUACAGUCUGCCAAGGCAGCAGAAGAGCUUUUCAAGCAUCACGACAUCAGUUUCUGUGACCGAAAAGUUCCUCAAUCUUUCACAGCUCGUAACUACUGCAAGGCAGCGCUAGCUUUAGGCCGGUAUGACUCCCACUGGCGUUUUCAUCGCCGAUUUGUCACUCUGGAGCUUAUGACCAACAAGCGAAUCAAUGAAACUGCUGUCCUUAGGCAAAAGUGCAUCGACAAAAUGAUACGAUACAUCGAUGAGGAUGCCUCAGCAGCGCGUGCGAGAGGAGAAUCAGGAGAGUUGGUGAUAUCUCACUAUGUCUUUGUCAUGUCAUUUAACUUGAUAGGUAAUCUUGCGCUUUCGAGGGAUCUUCUGAAUUCUCACUCAGAAGAAGGGACUGAGUUUUUUGAUGCCAUGGACAAGGCCAUGGAAUGGGGUGGGAAGCCAAAUCUUGCUGACUUCUUACCAUUUUUGCAAGGAUUGGAUCCUCAGAGGGUAAAGAAGAACAUGGAGCAAUACUUGGGUCGAACAAUUGAUAUAGUGGAGAGAUUUGUGAAGGAAAGGAUUGAAGAGAAGAAAUUAAUGAAAGAAAGGGACACAAGCGAUUUCUUGGAUGCACUAUUGGAGUUUAAAGGUGAUGCCAUAGAAGAACCUGAUGCGAUCUCAACUCACAGUAUGCUAAUAAUCCUACUGGAAAUUUUCUUUGGUGGCACUGAAACGACAAGCGGCACUCUCGAAUGGGUCAUGGCAGAACUAUUCCGCAGCCCAGAAUCAAUGAGACGAGUUAAAGAAGAACUUAAUCAAGUGAUCGGACCACAUAGGAAGGUUGUGGAAAGUGAUAUAGAUCAGUUGCCUUAUUUGCAGGCUGUGAUUAAAGAAGGAAUGAGGUUACAUCCUGUACUUCCGUUAUUAGUUCCACGAAAUACUAUGGAAGACACAACCUUCAUGGAAUACUUCAUAGCCAAAGAUACACAAGUCUUUGUAAAUGCAUGGGCUAUAGGGAGAGACCCAGAUGCUUGGGAGGACCCCCUGUCUUUUAAGCCUGAGAGAUUUCUAGGCUCUAAUAUUGACUAUAAAGGGCAAAAUUUUGAGCUACUACCAUUUGGAUCUGGAAGACGAAUUUGUGUGGGCAUUCCAUUAGCUCAUCGCGUCCUCCACCUUGCUCUAGCCUCUUUGCUUCACUGUUUUGACUGGGAGCUUGGCAGCAAUUCUACCCCAGAAAGCAUAGACAUGAAUGAAAGGUUGGGAAUUACAGUUAGGAAGCUUGUACCCAUGAAAGCCAUACCAAAGAAGAAGAUCUUACAAGAUUGAUAAUCAUCAGAGAUUAAAUUCUGUAUGUUUGUAUUGUUUAAGUUUUGCUGUUUCCUCCUUUUAGUGUGUGUAUGAAGAUGGCGAUGAAUGUGCUUCCCUCCAUUGUUUAAAAAGCCAUCGUUAUUUUUCUUUUCUUUUGCUUUCCCCUUUUAAAAUGUAAUCGAUGAAAAUAAAAAGACCUCAGCUAAAAAUGAUUAUGGAAUUUGAAUCUCUA